Messenger RNA from Anoplopoma fimbria (sablefish), 641 nucleotides. RefSeq names its product bone gamma-carboxyglutamate (gla) protein, like (gene bglapl). The transcript has 4 exons. Lineage: Eukaryota; Metazoa; Chordata; Actinopteri; Perciformes; Anoplopomatidae. The record is from RefSeq and is a predicted model, not a curated record. Gene Ontology annotation, biological process: regulation of cellular response to insulin stimulus; osteoblast differentiation; response to vitamin K. Gene Ontology annotation, molecular function: hydroxyapatite binding; calcium ion binding; structural constituent of bone. Bases 3 to 641 code for a protein of 212 amino acids. Gene Ontology annotation, cellular component: extracellular region.
UCAUGAAGACUCUGACUCUUCUGUCCAUCUGUGCCCUUCUGUCAGUGUGCUGGUCCAUGGGAGCUAUUGAGCCAGAGGUUGUCGUGGACCCUGAUGCUGACACAGAGGUUGACGCUGCACCUGCUGACCCCGCUGACUCCGCCGACCCCGCUGACUCCGCCGACCCCGCCGACCCCGACGACCCCGACGCCCCUGACGCCCCCGAUUCAUCAUCCUCAUCCUCCUCCGAGUCUGAUUCGUCCUCGGCCUCCGACUCCAACUCUUCCUCAGACUCUUCAGCAUCUGACUCGUCUUCCUCCUCCUCCUCCUCCUCUUCCUCCUCUGAGUCUACCGAGUCGUCUUCCUCUGAGUCCUCCUCCUCUGAGUCUGACUCCUCGGCAUCCGACUCCACCGCCUCUGAAUCUUCCCCUCCUUCUUCAUCCGAGUUAGCCAGUGUUGAUCCGUCUGAGGUGUUCAUGAAGAGUGACAUGGCGGCUGUUCUCCUGAGGAGAAGAAGAGCUGCCCCAGCAGGAGGCCUCAGCCUUCUGCAGCUGGAGAGCCUGAGAGAGGUGUGUGAGCUGAACAUUGCCUGUGACGAGAUGGCUGAGACUGCAGGCAUCGUCUCCGCAUACAACGCCUACUACGGACCCGUCCCCUUCUAA